Messenger RNA from Spea bombifrons (plains spadefoot toad), 5063 nucleotides. It is a transcript of the gene RFX7, whose product is annotated as regulatory factor X7. The record is from RefSeq and is a predicted model, not a curated record. The coding region runs from base 422 to 4756 and encodes 1444 amino acids. Gene Ontology annotation, biological process: regulation of transcription by RNA polymerase II. Gene Ontology annotation, molecular function: DNA-binding transcription factor activity, RNA polymerase II-specific; RNA polymerase II cis-regulatory region sequence-specific DNA binding. The transcript has 9 exons. NCBI's taxonomy places the organism in Eukaryota, Metazoa, Chordata, Amphibia, Anura, Pelobatidae.
UCCUCUCCAGUGAGCGCCGUGCGGGCUGCUGGCGGCUGCAGUGGGACCAGGUGCUGGAUAGAGUCGGAGCGCCGCUGGGUGGGGACAUAUUUGCCUUUAUACCUUAAUGUGGCCACCUCUCCGGGCCCCUCGUCUCCCACAACCCGUAUACCCCACUAGCAGUCCGACGCCCCCGCUGCACUAACCUUACCAUGUCCCUCGCCCGAUUCCACGCGUCUCUACGGCUGUAGGUGCCCUCACUCCACCCCUCCCCCGGCCGUCUUGCCCCAGUCAUGUCCCUCCAGCAGGGGAAGACGACUCACUCGAGGUCGGUUUAAAGGCCUAGUCUGCAGAGCUUCUUCCGUCCUCCUGCUUCCACCCCUCCCCAACCUCCUCGCAGACUAUACACACAGAGAAACACCGAGCCCCAGCAUCAGCAAUCAUGGCAGAGGAACAGCAACAACAAGCACCGAAAAAGCAGCGGCCUGAACAGCCCCAGCUGCCCGCCUCUGCACCAGGGGCACUGCCAGCCUUGGUGACAGGACUGCAAGGGACAGAAGCCAAUGCACUGCAACAGAAAAUCAAAAACUCCAUCUGCAAAUCCAUACAGUCAAAGGUGGAUUGCAUUUUGCAAGAAGUUGAGAAGUUUACAGACAUUGAGAAACUCUACCUCUACCUCCAACUGCCUUCUGGUCCUAGCAAUGUGGAGAAAAGUGAUCAGAGCUCUUUAUCAUCAAGCAGAGCUCAGCAAACACAUGCAUUCUCCUGGAUUCGGAAUACCUUAGAGGAGCAUCCAGAGACUUCGCUGCCCAAACAGGAAGUCUACGAUGAGUAUAAGAGCUAUUGUGACAAUCUUGGCUAUCAUCCACUAAGUGCUGCUGACUUUGGGAAGAUAAUGAAAAACGUUUUUCCAAACAUGAAGGCACGUCGGCUGGGUACAAGAGGCAAAUCUAAGUAUUGCUAUAGCGGACUGAGGAAGAAAGCUUUUGUUCAUAUGCCAUCCCUACCCAACUUGGACUUCAACAAAACUGGAGAUGGGCUGGACGGAAUGGAGGUAUCUGCGCAGUUACAAAGUGCUGAUGAAGAGGUUGUGUCUGCUGCGUGUCGCUUGGUUUGCGAGUGGGCCCACAAGGUCCUGAGUCAGCCAUUUAAUUCAGUCUUGGACUUGGCACGUUUUCUUGUCAAAAGUCACUAUACCGACACCAAGUCAAUGGCAGCACUGACAGUAAUGGCGGGUGAUUCCACAGGGUUAAAAGGAAUUACACAGACAUCUGCUUUUGUACCCAUGUCUGAAAGCAAUUCUUUCCACCCCCAAAUAAAGACGUUGGCAUCCCCUGUAGAUGCCAAGCAGCAGUUACAGAGAAAGAUACAGAAAAAACAGCAAGAGCAGAAGCUCCAGUCACCUUUACCAGGGGAGAUGCAAGUGAAGAAAGCAGAUGGGACCGCCAACAACGGAAUCACCAAUAUUUGUAACGGGAGUCCUGCAAUCCUCUCUCCCCAGCCGAUUGGUAUUGUAGUGGCAGCUGUUCCCAGCCCAAUUCCGGUGCAGAGGACCAGGCCACUGGUGACUUCACCAAGCCCAAUUGGGUCAUCCGAGGGGAAGGUUCUGCCACUGAAUGUGCAGGUGGUAACUCAGCAUAUGCAGUCUGUAAAGCAGUCGCCAAAGACUCCACAAAAUGUUCCAGCCAGUCCUGUUGGUGAUCGGUCUGCUAGACAUCGCUACCCUCAAAUUUUGCCUAAGCCAGCAAGUUCUAAUGCUUUGACGAUCCGCUCGCCCACCACUGUGGUUUUCACCAGUAGUCCAAUCAAGACUGUGGUCCCAACACCACAUGUUAGCUCUCUGAAUGUUGUGAAAAUGACUACAAUAUCCCUUGCGCCCAGCAAUGCUGGCAAUCCGGUAAAACAAACCGCUUCUGUAAAUAGCAGCACAGGGAUGUCAGAGGAUACCAGGACUCUUCCUCAGAUCAAAAAUGGCUCUGUUGUUUCAUUACAGUCUCCUGUACCUAGGAUAGACACACCUUCUGCAUCUGUGGAAGUGAAAACGGAACCUGAGCUUCACGCUGAGGAGAAUAUAAUGCAGUGCCAAGAAACCCAUGAGGGUUCUAAAGGUAGGAAAGCUACGCCCAUUAUGUCUUUGACGCACAAAGUUAAUCAGGACAUUGAAAGUGUUAAACCUUCCCAAGAUGCUGCCCAUGAAAUUCAAACACUCAAAACUCUUGAUCCGAGAGCUGAAGGAACAAGGACCAAAUGUAAAAGCCGUUCCAUUGAAGGUACAUCUUCAAGUGGCAGCAAUCAAAGUACCCUAACUCUGUGUGUUACACCCCAGAAUCUUUUUAACAAUAGUUCUAGUCCUAAUCCAAAUGGUGAUCAAGCUGGAAAAGACAUCAGAUUGUGUACUAAGAGCCCUAGAAAACGAUUGCCAAGUACGUUGCAGGACACACAAAUACCACCUGCGAAAAAGUCACUCACUGGCACGUUGUCUUCAGAAUGUUCAAAGACAGGAGGUUUAAGUGUUAAGAAAACUCCUAAGGGGCUGUCGGCAAAGUGUGACAAUUCUAUCACUGUUGGUUUAGUGCCCAGCAAAGUGACUGAAAGUGGAAAUGCUACAUUGAUAGAAAAUUAUACCUUAAGCGGUGGUGUUGAGAAGACCACUGAACCUACCCGGGAUCUUAUGAGCUCAUCUCAGGAUGUAAAGGUAAAACUAGAAGGUACUGUGUUUAAGUUUGUGAGUGAUUCAAAGGCAGACAAUCCCUUUAAUGAAAAUACCUGGCAACAAAUUGCUGAAAGUUCAGACUUCAUGUCUGCUAAUUGUGAGCAGUCUCAAACUAUUGGUGUAAUAGAAAUUCCAGGAAGUUCUGGUGCUGAUAACGUACAAAAGUCUGUAUGGGAACCAGUGGACUUUGAAGGCAUCCAGCAGGACACAUACAGCCAGCAACUUGAUGAUUCGACCUUGAAUCAGUUACAAGCACAUUCUUCAAACCAAUUACCUCAGCGUUCUGAUCUGACAGACCCUCCGAGUGACAGCUUCUUCUCUUUUGAUGAUGACCUCACACAGGACAGCAUUGUUGAGGAAUUGGUGCUCAUGGAGGAACAAAUGGCAAUGAAUAAUUCUCAGAACUAUGGUAGUUUAGGAAUGGUGCUUCAAAAUCAAGCAGCGGCAGCCCAUGGUACACCUGUGCCCACGCACUCAAGCAACGCACACUUUUACCAUUCACUACACAGCAGUGGAACUCCAGUUCACACACCCACUCCAACACCAACACCCACUCCUACUUUAACUCCAACUCCAACAUCAGAAAUGAUUUCUGGCUCUCAGAGCUUAUCCAGAGAGAGCCCGUGCUCCCGAUUAGCUCAGACUACACCUGUGGAUAGCGCCUUAGGAAGUAGCCGACAUACACCAGUUGGAACACCGCAUUCUAAUUGCAGCAGCAGCGUUCCUCCAAGCCCGGUGGAAUGCAGGAAUCCAUUUGCAUUUACACCUAUAAGCUCCAGCAUCUCCUAUCACGAUGCCAGCAUUGUCUCAAGUAGCCCGGUGAAACCGAUGCAGAGGCCCAUGGCUACUCACCCCGACAAAACUAAGUUAGAGUGGAUGAAUAACGGCUAUAGUGCUGUUGGAAAUUCGUCAGUUUCUAGUCAUAGUAUUCUUCCAAGCUAUAAGGAGUUGGUAGAGGAUAGUUUCAGAAAGCCACAUGCAUUUGCAGUGCCUGGUCAGUCAUAUCAGUCUCAGUCGAGACAUCAUGACAAUCACUUUGGUAGACUGACCCCUGUGUCUCCUGUACAGCAUCAACUAGCCUCUAUAGCUAAUACCAACAAACAAGAAGGUUUCGCAGUCCCUGCCCCCUUAGACAACAAAUCAACAAAUAGCUCCGGGAACAGUAACUUCAGGUGCCGUAGUGUGAGCCCAGCAGUUCAUCGCCAACGAAAUUUAAGCGGGAACACAAAUUGCCCCGUUUCCAGUGCACCGCGUUCUAAUGUGACCGCUUUUGGAACUGUAGUAACCCCAGAGGUCCAGAGCAUACUAACCAGUGUCCAGUCAGAUACUAGUGCCAAUAGCAUUGCUCAAAGGAGUCAGUCAGUCCCGCUAACAGUGAUGAUGCAGACUGCGUUCCCGUCUCUUCAAAAACAAAAUAAUGCUCAGAGCAUCACACACGUUCUGUUAAAUAAACUGGACUCUGAUAGAGACGAUGCCGUCAGAGGACUGGGAAUAAACAAUAUGCCUUCAAAUUAUACAGCAAGAAUGAAUCUCACUCAGAUCUUGGAAACAUCACCCAUGUUUUCUGGUGCCAAUCAACAAAAUAUGAUGGAUUCCAGCACUUCAGCUUAUGAAUUCCAAACGCCAGCUUACCUCACAAAAAACAGCAGUACUGAUCAGAUCAGUUUUACUUCUGGAGACAACCAAGCACAAUCUGAAAUUCGAGAGCAACAGCUUGAUUUCAACAGCACCGUGAAAGACCUGCUAGAUGGAGAAGGUCUCCAAACCAACCAGCAACUUGUAGUUCAAGUGGCUUCAGAUUUGAACAAUGCCUCUGAUUUCUCCAGCGACAUUCGGUUGUCUUCAGAACUCUCAGGCAGCAUCAAUGAUCUGAACGCUUUAGAUCCAAAUCUGUUGUUUGAUCCUGGUCGCCAGCACGGGCAGGAUGAUGAUGCUACACUGGAAGAACUAAACAAUGACCCUUUGUUUCAGCAGAUUUGUAACGAAUCCAUUAACUCCAUGACCUCAUCUGGAUUCGAGUGGAUGGAAAGCAAAGAUCAUCCUACUGUCGAAAUGUUGGGUUAAUCUUGUAAUAUAAUGUAGCACACUGUAUCAAAAUAGGCAGACGUUGUAUUUGUCUUAAUGGAAGUGCCUCCCGCAGCAGAAACAUUUCUAAUUAUGAGAUUUUCAAAAAGUUUGCUGCACAAGUUAUCUGUCUGUCGCCUGUUCUCGACAUGCUAAUCAUUUAUCUGCAGUCCUUGGGCAGUUAAUGAGCCAGUAUUAAGUCCAUUUUAUAUUUUUUGCCCAUAUGUUAGGAUUUUACUUCAGCUAACAGUCGUCGAUAGCCAGUUACACAAAUGUGUUUGUUUUGUUAUCAUUUUAAUUUUUUUUU